AUGAAUGUAUGUAUGUAUGAAUGAAUGAAUUGGUUUUGAAGGCAGAGCAUUUACACCUGCACAUAUUUGCUUUUUUUUCCCCAUUUACAAUUCAUGGAGUCGCUUUUUAAUAUUUAGGAAAAUAAGACUAACGUGAGCUAAACUGUUCUUUUUUUUCUUUUUUCUGUACUACUACUACUACUACUAAUAAUAAUAAUAAUAAUAUCCAGAUAUGGAUGGUUGCUGGCAUGUUUUUCUCAUUUUUUGCUUUCUUUUCUUUCAGAUUUCUCCACACUUAUUACUCUUCUGUGGGAUAUUGCUUGGUUUUGUGUUUGUUCAGCAGCUCGUAUAUUUAAGGAUUGAAGGCAGAACGUUAACACCUGCUCAUAUUCUUUCCUCUCACGCCAAGAGUCAUGCAUGGAACAAGAAAGCUGAUCUGGUGCAGUCUCUGUAUCCUCGUGUUCGUGUGUUAUGCUGGAUCAUGACGAGGCCUGAAAACCUGCAGAAGCGUCUCCAGCAUGUGAAUGCCACCUGGGCUCAACACUGUAACUUGGUGCUGUACAUGAGCUCGCAAUCCUCAGAUUUCCCCACAGUAGGUCUAAACGUCAGCGAGGGUCGAUCGCAGCUCUACUGGAAGACCAUCCGAGCCUUUCAGCACAUCCAAAAACACCACCUCCAACACGCCGACUGGUUUCUCAAAGCCGAUGACGACACCUUUGUGGUGCUGGAAAACCUCAGAUACCUACUCUCCCAGCACGACACCGAAAAACCUCUUUAUUUCGGACACAAAUUUCGUCCGUUUGUGCGGCAGGGAUACAUGAGCGGUGGAGCCGGGUAUGUUUUGAGCCGAGAGGCGCUCAGGAGAUUUGUGCAAGGAUUCGUGACGGGACGCUGCACUCAUUUCAGCUCUCUGGAGGACAUGGCAUUGGGCCGCUGCAUGGAGAUUAUGGGAGUGAAGGCUGUGGAUACUAGAGAUGCCAAUCUGAGGGAAACAUUUAAUCCGUUCUGGCCUGAUAAACACCUCAUUCACAAGGAUAAUACAAAGAAACAGGACUCGUUGUACAGUUACUAUAAAACCAAACUGGGCCCGGAGUGCUGUUCGGAUUUUGUGAUUUCUUUUCAUUAUCUGAGAGCUGCAGACAUGUACAUGCUGGAGUAUUAUACGUAUCACCUGCGACCAUUCGGAUACAAGUACAGAUUCAACCCUCAUCAUCACCAAAACAACACCAUUGAGAUUAACCAGACAAACACACAAUAGACAAAGUAUUAGAAAAAGAUCUUUAAUGUGGCAAAAAACAGUUUACAUGAGAACAUUUGUGGAGAACAAAAGACUGAAAAACAUAUACAGACUGAAAAUUGAUAUGAAAAUUGUUCGAUGUGCAUCAAGACUCAAUAGUUUUGUGGGUUUUGUUUCAAAUAGUUGCAUUAUAGCACUUGUUCUAUUGCAUUUUAUGUGUGUUUUUCAAAAAGCUACCAUUUCAUAUAUUGCAACAACGUUCAGACAUUUUGAACUCGCUUGUUUAUUGCUCAUUUAGGAGACAUACACAAAGUUAUGUUGUGUGGAAACAGCUAUGGUAAAAAAAAAUACUUUUGAGAAUA
Molecule: messenger RNA, 1578 nt
Organism: Danio rerio (zebrafish)
Lineage: Eukaryota; Metazoa; Chordata; Actinopteri; Cypriniformes; Danionidae
Source: RefSeq, a predicted model, not a curated record